AUGAUAGACACGAGCAAGAAACAGAAAAACCAUAGUAGGAGUAGCAGAAAGAGGGGUAAAGAAAGAAAAGUACCUGAGCUAGUUCUUGAAAACAGAAGCACAUCAAUUGAGUCUACUACUAUUAAGUUCAAGAACUCAAAAAGGGUAAAUGAGAAACAGAAGCAAAGGGCCACAAUCCCUAACAACUACAACAAGUGCGAUGAGAUCGAGAAGGCUCUAUUAACGUUCUCUUCCUUCAAUCCACUCUCUCUUCCCUCCUCUUUCUCUCCCCGUCCUUCCUAUGAUGUAAGUGUUAUUGUAGGUGCUUAA
Molecule: messenger RNA, 309 nt
Organism: Dovyalis caffra
Lineage: Eukaryota; Viridiplantae; Streptophyta; Magnoliopsida; Malpighiales; Salicaceae
Source: the annotation of a GenBank genome assembly